Molecule: messenger RNA, 2229 nt
Organism: Gilbertella persicaria
Lineage: Eukaryota; Fungi; Mucoromycota; Mucoromycetes; Mucorales; Choanephoraceae
Product: kinase-like domain-containing protein
Exons: 8
Coding region: 1-2229 (742 amino acids)
Biological process (GO): protein phosphorylation
Molecular function (GO): protein kinase activity; ATP binding; protein binding
Source: RefSeq, a predicted model, not a curated record
AUGAGUACAACUGAAGAGACCAGUUGGGACCAAACACAAGUAACUCAAUGGCUUGAAGAAAAAGGAUGGGGUCAAUUUGCACCUACAUUUCAAAAAUACAACCUAUGUCAUGAACGAUUUUUUCAUAUUACAUUAGCAGAAUUAGUUCAAUUCUUACCAAGAACAAUGACAACGUACAAUGAAAGACGGAGACUUUUAAACGACAUUCGGUCACUUGUGGCUGCACCUAAACAAGCACCCAUAUUGCCUCAUAUUUCAAUUAACACAAAUUUAGGAGUUCGUCAUUAUAAGAGUCCUUGUUCUUCUUUACAUUCGGAUAUUAUGGAGCAACAUUCACCUUCACCUACUUUUUCACCUAAAGCUGCUUUUCACAAGUUUAAGAACAGUCUUCAGAAAAACUCAGCUAGUCCGCGUAUGCGGCAUGAAUCGGGCGAUGAACGACCUGUUAUUCCUGCCCGUGUCUCUUCUACACCAGAAAAGAUCUCAAAGAUAUGGGCUCAUUGGCAUUCCCCUAAUACUAAAAAACAAGAGGGUCAUAGAAAAGCAGACCAACGUAUUCAAAUUACGGCAGAUAAAGAAACUUGGUAUAGUUUAAACGUGACUGAUAUGCGAGACCCAGUAUCUAUUAAACAACACAUUUUAAAUCGAAUGAGCUUUCAUGGUGACAUUCAUCAAUACCAGUUCUUUCAUGAAAAUGGAGCAGAUCCAAAUACGCCUAUGGACCCACAGGGACUCAUGUAUCUUUGUUCAAUGGCAGACCAUUCUGCUAAUGAGCGUAUAUUAAUUAAACCUGUUUAUUUAUAUAGUAAUUACCAGUUUGCUAUUUCUACACCUGAAUUAGGAAGAUCACCUACAGACAAGAAAAACCCCUUUUAUCAAUACCAAAAAUCAUCACCUCCUAUUAGACCAUGGCAUCGUGAAACACCUAAACAGCCUAUUGGCAUUCAAUUAUCAGAUCCACCCUCGUUUCAAACACAAUUAUGGGCUGUGACACCACUUACGCCCGUCGAUACACUGGACAUUGUAUUCAAAACAGACUAUUGGGGAGAAAGACCUCCUGCAGAAGUCGUAUUUGAAUACAUGGAAGAUUACUUUGACAGUCAAGACUUGGACAAGGAGGUUAUUGUGUCCACCACAACCAAGAAACGAUCCCAUACAAAAUCAAUUCGAGUCGUCGCUCGUGAAGCAAGUCGAAAAUAUACGCAUCUCACACGCCAAAAGGGCAUCAGUCGUCGCAAGAAGAGUACUAAGCUAUGGGGCCAACGUGUUGUUCAACUUAAAAAGGCUUCUGGGCAUGUGAUGGUCAGACUGCCUUCUGUCAGUGAACACAUUGCCUUGUCCCAUCAUGCUGUGCCGACAGAUAAAACGAUUCAAUGGAUUCGAGGCAAAUUGAUUGGCAAAGGCUCCUUUGGCCGAGUCUAUUUGGCGUUCAAUGUCGAUACAGGCGAAGUCAUUGCUGUCAAACAAGUAGAGUUGCCCAAGACAGUGUCUGAUCAAAUGAAUGAACAGCAACAUGAGAUGGUGGAAGCAUUGUAUCAAGAGAUCAUGAUGUUGCGCGAUUUGGAUCAUGAAAAUAUUGUACAGUAUUUAGGUUAUGGACAUGAUCCUUCGGAAAGUGUGAUCAAUAUCUUUCUUGACUAUGUCUCGGGAGGCAGUGUGGCAAGUCGCUUGGCUCUGCAUGGUGCUCUGGAUGAACGUCUUACACGGCAUUUUACACGACAAAUCUGUGCAGGGCUCGAAUACCUUCAUUCAAGGCACAUUUUACACCGAGAUAUUAAAGCAGCCAAUAUUCUGCUGGAGGCGGAUGGUGUCUGUAAAAUAUCUGAUUUUGGACUGUCCAAGAAAAACGAUUAUGCGGAAGUCUAUGACCAAAACUCACGCAUGUCAUUGCGUGGAUCGAUUUAUUGGAUGGCUCCCGAAGUGGUCAAGAAUGAACCUUACAGUGCUAAAGUGGAUAUUUGGAGUUUGGGAUGUACUGUGCUUGAAAUGUUGACUGGACAGAGACCAUGGAUCUCUCUUAAUCAAAUUGCUGCACUCUAUAACUUGGGUAAACUGAAUUCGCCUACGAUACCCGACACAAUUUCAGAUGGUGCAAAAGACUUUUUAAAGCAAUGUUUUAUCAUUGAUCCACUUCAAAGACCAACAGCAACAAAACUAUUAUCGCAUGCAUUUCUUCAAGAAGAUCCACAUUUUGAAUUUAAAGAGUACGUAGAGAAAGGAAAGAUUUAA